Molecule: messenger RNA, 3662 nt
Organism: Cydia strobilella
Lineage: Eukaryota; Metazoa; Arthropoda; Insecta; Lepidoptera; Tortricidae
Exons: 4
Coding region: 290-3286 (998 amino acids)
Source: RefSeq, a predicted model, not a curated record
UGGAUUCUACCCAUGAUAGCUAUCACGAUCGAUGAAGCUGUUUAUCGCUUAGAUAACAACAAUUAGUAUUAUAAAUGCAUGAAUAAUCCUUUUCAAGUACGUAGUUACAUUCUAAAAGGAUCAGACGUUGCCAGAUUUUUUCGCUGCUCUUAAAUCAAUAAACUACAAGUCAAACAAAGAAAAGGAGAAGGACUUUUUUAUUAUUUACAGGGCAGUUGCAAUGUGUUUACAAAACAGUGUUAAUAACCUCAUAAAUUGAAAUAAAUUUAGGUACUUCUAGUGUUUUAGAAUGGGAAAUUCUAAGUCUAAGAAAUCUCAGAAGGAACCGGAUAAGUUUUUCGAAAGGGAAAAAUGGAGGGAGCAGAAACGAGAGGAGAGAAGGCAGAAAAAUGCCAACCCUGCGAAUAGAAGAUUGGGAAGGACGGAGAGGCCAGUGCCGACGACGAUGCAGUUGGCGAGCGCGCCGCGGGCGUCGGCGGCGCACGCGCCCGUCCCGCCGCCCGCGCACGUCCGCUCCUACGACGACGAGGCGCUGGACCACAUGCGCUACCAGCUACUAAACGACUCUGAAGCCUUUUUGCUCAACAACAUCCUGUUAUCGGUGCAAUUUUUCGAAAAUUUUGAAAGAGAGAUGUAUCAAAUCAAGAACAAUCCAAUGAGCGAACGCGAGCACGGCAUCGACGAGGCGAUGGUGCGGCAUCACAAGCACGUAUUUUUUGCGGACAGGCUGCAGGAGUGCGUUCAAGAACAUGUAUAUUACCGCAAGCAACGCGGACACCGCGAGCCGCUGCUGGCUCCCAGACUAUACAUCAUAUACGACAAUAUCGAGGCUAGGGAGCCUGGUGACACGUCAGACUACAGCGCGGUUCUUGAUGCACCUUUCUAUAAACUACGCGUAGAGGAUUGUAGAGAACCAGGAUAUGUUAAGUUAAAGAAGCUUGAAGUACUAGAAAGCUCUCUAUCAAAAGAAGCACAAGAAGAAGAACACAGAGACUCGUUUAUGAAUUCAGAUGAUAGUCUAUACACUGAUUCAGAAAAAGAGUCAAAUGGAUCAGAUGAUGCUCCGUCAGAAGGAAAAGGAGAAGAGUUACUCCAAAAGCUUAAAAACAAGAUCGAGUCCAACAAUGCAAGUACUUUUAUCAAACCCAACGCUAAAAUAAAUCAACAUAUAGUAAAUGAUACAGGAAGGAGACGCAGUGGACCGAUAAAACCGAUAACUUCACCUGGAAAUAUUUCAAAUAUGAAAGCUAUAAAACUAACAACUCCGUCACUGCUUGAAGAGGUUGUAACUGAAAAUACUUUUAAGGUAGAGAAUAAAGAUAAGGAGACAAACGAAAUUAAAGGUAGGAAAUCAAUUUUAAAGACGUCUCGAAGGCUGAGCGGACCUGUCAAGGAUGUUAAAGUCAUGGGCAAUCAGAUACGUCUUGACAAUACAAUUGCUGAAGACACAGAGACGUCGGGUUACCGAUCCACAUCUAGCAGUAGACAAGAAUAUGAAAAUGAUUCUGACUAUGGAUAUGCCACGAUCAAAGAAUCUACAACACCGAAAAAAGUAGAGAUAACCAGUCAAUCUAACUACGCACUUAGCUCGGGAGUAGUACCAGAUGAAUGCUGGACAUCCGUUCAAAUCCGCUCCUUUGAAAACUGGAGUGAAGACGAGGAUGAAGAAAUAGAUGAUGCAGAUUCAAAAUUGUCGCCAUGUAGAAAUCUAUUCGAAACCCAUCAUUACUUAACAUCUACAAGCUUUAUGGCGAACUUUGUUGACAAUUUUAUGAUAAAAUUGGGAUCAAGCCUAGGACUCACUCCCGACUCUGUGAACAAUGCUAUGACGCAAGGAGCUAGUAUAUACUGUGACAUGAUAAAAAAUGGCGAUAAAAUGAGUUAUGAAGUAUUUCCCGCUCUUUUUACUUCGUGGCCAAAUGCAGCUAAUAGAUGGAUUAUACGUGAAAGGAGAAGAAUCACUAAUCCUCGAACCAAUUUUGCAUAUCAAUGGCCGUCCAAAAAUAUUGUCAAUAAAGCUAUAAAUUUUGGGUGUUUACUUGUACCUAUUGGAUUCAGGCCCAAACGAGGAUUGAACCCUGAUCAGAAGUUGCAGUGGCGAGUUACAUUUCCUGCUGCCGAACGUUAUCUAGAGAGUUGUUUAGCGCAUGCUCACCUAAGAUGUUAUUUAUUUGCACUGGUAUUGCAUAAGACUUUUAUGGAAAAUCAAACCUCAAAAAUUGGCAUAGACGCAAAUCAUUUGAAAAAUCACUUAUUCUGGCAGUGCGAAGACAAUUAUGCAAGGUGGCCAGAAGACCGCCUAGGCGAAACUUUUAAAUUGUUCAUAGACACUUUUUACAGUAAUUUCACGCAAGGAAGAUUCCCAAAUUACUUUAUUGAUCAUUGCAACGACUUUAAAACUAUACCCAAUCCUCUAUUACGUGAAGUACAACGACAAUUAUUUGAUAUUAAAGAGUCUCCUGUUAUGCACAUGCUUUACGCUCUAGAAAAAGUCAAAUACACUAAAAAAGAGUUUUACCCAAAGUUCAACUGCCUCAAACUCUAUGAAAUCCUGACAUGCCGGAAUCCUUUGCGAAUACUGAAUCCAAACAUCAAUAUGCCUGUUUCAAAUCGUAAAACCAGUACGGAUACUGAAGACGAAUGGGACAAUAGGGGCAUGGGGAAAAUGAACGACAAAAAUUAUCUGUGGAAUAAAGAACGGCAUCGACAAAUACAAGAUACAAAACGUAAGGGCCAACUGUAUAGCAAGAAACACAAGACGGACGGAAAAAGUGAAAAGCACGAAAUUAAAAUUGAUAAAAAUAGAAUAUUGCCGAGGAAAAUGGAGUCAGAGCGAAGACGUCUGGUGUUCGAGUUUUUUAUUCCUCACUUCAUUGCAAUGGCUCGCUCCAGCGAAACAUUCGGCGAUAUUCGUCAAGCAUUAAUCUAUUUGGAGCAAGCACAAAGGCUUUGCAUGCUUUUGAUGGAAGAACCCGCUGGUGAGAUUACCGCGAAUGGUUACCUAGAUGUUAUUCGCGACAAACUGACGGAUUGCCAGAGAAAGUUGGUCAAUCAAGUCGGUUACAGAUUGACACCGAGAAGUGAAAAGCAUGUGAACCGCAUAGCUAACUCUCAUGUCCAUCUUAUUCGCAAACCACGCCAUCGGUUCGAGCACAUUAUCAAUCAGGAUUCACCGACUGACAGUGCUGGCAUCCCCGCCUUCACUUUCGGGGACAUUGAGUACACUGGGAAGUCUAGUGCUUUAAAUUUAACAGAUACUUAUGAUGAUGAAGAAUCAAAAUUGUAAUUUAAUAUUUUAACCGUCGCGGGUAGAAAUACCUACCUGGAUAACAAAUAUACCGUAACUAAAAAAUAUUCUUCCUAAUGCAUGAAGGUACAUUUUAUUCUAUCCAUUUUAUUUGGCUUAUUGGGUACCUAUUAUUUGACUCGUCAAAGGUAUGACUGGCGAUUGUGAUGCGGCGUUCCGUGGCCGUAUCAUAUACCUACAUAUACCUAUAUUAACUAUUUAUAAAUACCUAUGUAUAAAUCAUCUUACAAUUCAAUUUGAAUGUGGAUGCCACAUUACAAUUGUCUCUUUGAGAAAUUGAAUAAGUAACAUAUUCUAAGAUUUCUAAGACUUUCACUUCAACUUUGUUUGUAGUGUAGGUUUGUAAAUUUAUAAA